AUGGAGCUGCCGAGAAUCGCCUCUCAGACGUCCAUCUGCCCGCCCAGCAUCCCCGGCAUUCAGCUGCUGACGGAGUGUCAGAAGCCGCGGACGCCGGUGAGCAAGCGGCUGCUGAGCGCGGCCAGACAACCAGCUGAGCCGCAGUUUGCCAUCCUUCCCUCCGCACCGGCUUUCCAGCCCAGUCGCAAGAGGGAAGAGGCUCGCGCUCUACAAAACUUGAGAAAAAGACUUCAGGCUGUGAGGGUCCUAAAAGCUAACAGAGCUGAGCCCAUCGAAGCGAGUUGUGCCAACAAUAAUUUAAGUCCAGAAGAACUCGACAAUAGGCCUUAUCUCCUACAGAAAAUUUUAACUAACCGUCCAGUGAGCAUGGUACUAGACGUCUCCGAAAUUCGUACAGCGUGGCAAGACAGUGACUUUAUAACCGACUGCCUGUGCUGGCACAACGUAUACAGGCAGAGGCACGCCUCACCACCCCUUACCAUGUCAUCAGAGCUCUGCUACCUUGCUCAGACGUGGGCGAACCAUUUGGCCCAUACCAAUAAAUUCUACUACCGCAACGAUAAGGAUAUCGGCCAGAAUUUGUUCUGCAGGCCUUCUAAUGGAUUGAUUCAGGAUGUGUCAGGACAAGAAGUAGCUACGUACUGGUAUUCUGCAGUUCGACAGUACGAUUUUGGGAAAGAACCAGACUGCUUACACGCUAACGUUAAUGCAGGCCAUUUCACGCAGAUGGUGUGGGUCGGCUCCCGUUACUGCGGAGUGGGCAAAGCCCGUUCCAGGACGGGAAAGAUAGUCGUAGUGGCUCAUUACUCGCCUCCAGGCAACGUUUCGGGAGGUUACUUCGAAAACGUCCUCCCCCCGGUCGAAGACUACCCCCGUCUACCGCCACAACCACCCCCUAGAUUCAUCAUGACCGGAAGCACGACGUCGGGCUCUAGCAGGAGCACCACCGCUAGCACUUAA
Molecule: messenger RNA, 960 nt
Organism: Anoplophora glabripennis (Asian longhorned beetle)
Lineage: Eukaryota; Metazoa; Arthropoda; Insecta; Coleoptera; Cerambycidae
Exons: 6
Coding region: 1-960 (319 amino acids)
Cellular component (GO): extracellular region
Source: RefSeq, a predicted model, not a curated record